This is a messenger RNA of Arabidopsis lyrata subsp. lyrata, 896 nucleotides long. RefSeq names its product COMPASS-like H3K4 histone methylase component WDR5A. Gene Ontology annotation, cellular component: histone deacetylase complex. The transcript has 2 exons. Gene Ontology annotation, biological process: regulation of transcription by RNA polymerase II. Gene Ontology annotation, molecular function: transcription corepressor activity; protein binding. NCBI's taxonomy places the organism in Eukaryota, Viridiplantae, Streptophyta, Magnoliopsida, Brassicales, Brassicaceae. The record is from RefSeq and is a predicted model, not a curated record. Bases 107 to 880 code for a protein of 257 amino acids.
ACCAGAAAAACAAAACAGUUUCCAGAAACUCAACGUCGCCGACCUAAUCCUCAUAAACAUCACGAUUUGAAUUCCGAGGAAAGAUCAAACCUUUUUUCGGAUACUCAUGGCAGAGGAAGUUAAAGGUGGAUGCUUUAUACCUUACAUUCACUCCCAAACCCUAAAUUUCCACUCCCAUGCCGUCUCCUCCGUCAAAUUCUCCACCGACGGCCGUCUCUUAGCCUCCGCCUCCGGAGAUAAAACAAUCCGCACUUACGCAAUCGACAUUGCUCAAGAAGAUUCCAUCGCCAAGCCCGUUCACGAGUUUUCCGGCCACGACAACGGUGUAUCGGAUAUAGCCUUCUCCUCCGACGCGAGGUUCCUCGCCUCAGCUUCCGAUGACAAAACCCUUAAGCUAUGGGACGUUGAAACUGGUUCUGUGAUCAAAACGCUAAUCGGACACUCUAAUUACGUGUUUUGUGCUAACUUCAAUCCUCAAUCCAACAUGAUUGUCUCUGGUUCUUUUGAUGAGACUGUUCGGAUUUGGGAUGUUAAAUCUGGCAAAUGCUUGAAAGUUCUUCCUGCGCAUUCUGUUCCUGUGACUUGUGUUGAUUUCAAUCGUGACGGGUCUCUGAUUGUUUCAAGCAGCUACGAUGGGUUGUGUCGGAUUUGGGAUUCUGGAACUGGGCAUUAUGUGAAGACCUUAAUUGACGAUGAGAAUCCUCCUGUUUCCUUUGUUAAGUUCUCUCCCAACGGCAAAUUCAUCCUCAUUGGCACACUCGACAAUAAGUUUUUUGCCUUCUUUAAUUUCGCCGUAAUACUCGAUCAGAACAUUGUUUCCUCUCUGGUUCUCUCUGAUUUCAUUAUACAAAAAUACAUUUUUCAAGUAUCAAUAAAGUGAUCAAACUAACUCAGUA